UGUUAUGAUGCCACAAAGUACAGCAAUGGUAAACCCAGACUUAUUAGUUGUGUAUUCUGUGUGACCUCCUUCCACCUGCUGGCUGCGUCUUUACUUCCAUCAUUACGGUAUUUGACCGGGGGAGACGUGCAGCCCAGCCGCUGAUGUUCAACAUGGCAGUGAUGGCGGUAAUGUACACCACAAGUUGUUUGCUAAUCGCCAACAAACAGAAGAUAUGAAGAAGAAGAAGACAUGGCAGCGGCUCAUCGACUACAUACCCAGAGCAACAAGAACCGAGCUGCUUCUCUCUGGACAAACAUCUCCACACAUCCAUCAGUUUAUACCACACUUCCCUGAUGUCUUUGUUGUUGGACCUUCAAAGCAAGCUGCUGUAAAGGUUUACCUAAAACACUUCUGAUUGGAUGUCUUAAUUAGAGUGUUUUGGGUAUUAUGGUGGUCAACAAGUUCCUCGCAGUUCUUUCACCAGUGUUUCAGUGGAAAGCCUUCCUCCUUCAGCACCUACGAUGGUCCAGCUCUCUCACUCAGGCCCUCACCCUGUGUGUCAUCACGUUUUGUGUCGUCCUUCCUUUGUGCUGCCAUCGUCUACUGUAUUCUUACUACUUCGUGAAGUCCAUGUACCUGGACUCAACGAGUGAGAGCGCCUUGCAGGAGAGCCUUGAGCGAGGUCAGGAUGCUCUCCGCUUCUGGCAGAACAGCUCUGCUUCAGCGUCCUUUAGAUUCGGUGAUGUUGCCCAGCGUCCUGAGCUGCUGGUUACAGUGGUGACAGCCAGGCGGGACGACGGGCAGGACUUCCACUACCUGCUCCAGGUGAUGCGGCAGUUGAGCAGCAUGUUGAGAAGCUGUGGAAAGUCGAAGUGUGCUGAGGUGCUGCUCUGCGACGUGGAAAGCAGUCCUCUGGAGAACCCAGAUGCCAAGCUGCUGGAGCCCCACUUUAAGGUGGUACGACCUGCAGCUGAAGAACGGCAGAACUGGGGUCAAAUCAACACCUUCGAGAGAGAGAAGCGGGAUUAUGUCUUCUGUCUCCACAAGGGGUGGGAGCUGGUCAAGCCCAAAAAUGUGAUUGUCCUGGAGGAUGAUGCUCUGCCAAGAGAGGACUUCUUCCCUGUUAUUAAGAACCUGCUGUCUCGUCGGUUUGCCCUCCACACUCUCUACGUCAAGCUGUACCACCCUGAAAGGUUGCAGCGCUACUGGAACCCAGAGCCCUAUCGUAUCCUGGAGUGGGUCGGGCUCGGGCUGUUCGCAGCAGUAGCUCUGCUCCUGACUAUCACUCACUGGAACCCCUGUUCAUUCUCAUUCACUCUGUCUGUCAGACAUCUCCUCUUCUUCACCCUCUAUUUCAUGGUUGCUGUGGAGCUGAUGGGCAGACACUACUUUCUGGAGGCCCGGAGAAUUUCCCCACAACUUUAUGCCGUCUCCCCAGCCACCGAGUGCUGCACCCCAGCCAUGCUUUUCCCUGGCAAUGCAUCAUUCAGGGUGGCAGGGUAUCUGGGUGAAAAAUUCUGCUACAAAGGGAACGCUAAAGACAUUGUUCUGUACCAGCUGGCCAGAACGAUCCCUGGAGAACGCUCUCACAGCGUGGAACCCAACCUUGUCACCCACAUUGGAGCCUAUUCCUCAGUUAGACCGAACCGAUCCAGACCCAGACUUCUCUGACAGAGUGCUUUGUGGUGAGUGGGGAUGAGCACGGGGCCUUGUUCGGCCUGUCACGAUACGCAAUAAAUCMAUUAACUGUAUGAUAAAUGAAAAUGAGAACAAUAA
Molecule: messenger RNA, 1758 nt
Organism: Austrofundulus limnaeus
Lineage: Eukaryota; Metazoa; Chordata; Actinopteri; Cyprinodontiformes; Rivulidae
Gene: pgap4
Product: post-GPI attachment to proteins GalNAc transferase 4
Exons: 2
Coding region: 430-1653 (407 amino acids)
Biological process (GO): GPI anchor biosynthetic process
Cellular component (GO): Golgi membrane
Molecular function (GO): glycosyltransferase activity
Source: RefSeq, a predicted model, not a curated record